GAUUUAAUUGAAACAUUCAAUUUAUCUAGUUUCGAGUUUCCGAUACCACAGUCAUAUUUAGCCAUAGGAGAAGAUGGCACACCAGAAGAACGAAAAGGGCUUAAAGCCGGUAAUCGUGGUAAACGAGAUUCACAGCUUAUAUUAAUAAAAUGGCUUAGCAAUAUAUUUUUUAACGAACGUAUGACACCAUUGGAAUUCGAAUUAUUUGAAAAAGUACGAACAUUAACGGGA
Molecule: messenger RNA, 231 nt
Organism: Funneliformis mosseae
Lineage: Eukaryota; Fungi; Glomeromycota; Glomeromycetes; Glomerales; Glomeraceae
Source: the annotation of a GenBank genome assembly